Messenger RNA from Cooperia oncophora, 330 nucleotides. NCBI's taxonomy places the organism in Eukaryota, Metazoa, Nematoda, Chromadorea, Rhabditida, Trichostrongylidae. The record is from the annotation of a GenBank genome assembly.
AUGGGGCCUCCACAUGCUGCUGCAUUAGAACAUUUGAAAAACCAUUUGGUUGACGGUGCCUAUGCUUUGGAUGUCGGAUCUGGUUCCGGAUAUCUCACAGUCUGCAUGGCGCUUAUGAUUGGCAGCAAUGGAAAAGUGGUUGGUAUAGAGCACAUCCCAGAAUUAGUUGCAUUAGCGAAAAAGAACACCGAAAAACACCACGCCGAUCUUAUCAGCAGUGGAAGAGUGCUCUUCGUGGAGGUAAGCAGCAUGUUUCAAACGACAUACCAAAAUUCGUUUUUUACCGUUCUCCAUUUCACUAAUUCCUCAGCAAGUAUGACAAAGUGGUAA